CAAUGCCUGGAGAGGGUUAGUAUGACCGGGUCGAGUUUCAUAACAAGUUCAUCAGCACUCAUACCCCUCCGUACACUGAGGACGACCCCGAUAUCAGAGGUCAACCAGAGGAACAGGGCCCGUUCUGACAACAGUACACAGUUCUUAGUAACGCCACACCUCCUCUGAUCACCGUAACACCGUCAUAGGGCCAACUGGAGCCGAGUUUACACAAGCCACUGUCAAGGGCUUUCUAAGACACGCCUGACCGACCGGUCAUGUGUGUAUAUAUUAAGCGGUGACAGCUACGCGGUUGUCUACACUAGCGCGCUAGAUUCUCGCCGUAACCAUAACUAGUUCUGUCACAGAGCAAGGUUUCAUCAUUAAGAUGAUCCGAGCAUCCUCUUCGGCCUCCACAACGUCCUCCAGGACCACGCUGCCCACCUGGAUCCUCAUUUGGUUUAUCUUCACCACCAUCCUCUGUACCUGGGACGCCUGCUUCAUUCUCCUGCGUCCUCACACCUUUCCAGGCGGCAAGUACAACGUGUUGUGGUAUCCAUAUCGAGCUUAUAUAAACAUAGAUCAGAGGUACCGAGACGUGUCAGACGGAUUCGUGGUCGCCAUUAGUCUCAUGAACUGUGCCGAAGUAAUUUUCAAUGUAGCAACGCUGUUUCUCCACAAGCAGAAAAGUCGUCACACGGUGCCUCUGGGCUUCACGGUCAGUGUGAUGACGUUCUGGAAAACCAUCAUGUACUUCCUGAUGUUGGCCGAAAUCUGCGGAGGACACAACUUCCGCAAGGGAAAUGAAUUCUGGGAGGAGAUUUUCAUCAUCGCCAUCCCUAACGGCAUCUGGAUCGUACUGCCGUUUAUCGUCAUGGCCGCUCUCUGGAACCGAAUGAUGCUGAGAGCAGAAGAAGACGACAAGAGGGUGUUCUCGACCUUCAACUCCCGGGGAAAUGGACUGACUUACGCCCAAACCAACGGUAAAUCCAUCAAAGCACAGUAAGCUGGAUGGCAGUAAAAGAUUCCGGGAUCGAUAAACGUUUAGUUUUUUUUCAUCGACUUACUUGGAUUGAACGCACAGAGACUUCGUCCAUCCUUCCAUCUCGGCAACCAUCUAUUAUUCAUGUCUGUCCCUAUGGUAUUCAAACGUGAGCAAUGCUUUAGUUCCAUGAUGAGUACUUUUGGUGUUCUAAUAUUGUGCAUUGAAUGAAAGGGUCGUCUGAUGGUGUUAUUGAUUU
This is a messenger RNA of Liolophura sinensis, 1220 nucleotides long. RefSeq lists its product as uncharacterized. NCBI's taxonomy places the organism in Eukaryota, Metazoa, Mollusca, Polyplacophora, Chitonida, Chitonidae. Bases 368 to 985 code for a protein of 205 amino acids. The transcript is spliced from 4 exons. The record is from RefSeq and is a predicted model, not a curated record.